CCCCAGCACCCAUCUGGGCCCCCCCAAUACCCCCCCAGUCCCCCCAGUGUCCCCCCAGGACCCCCCAGUUUCCCCAGCAUCCCCCCAGUUCUCCCAGUAUCCCCUCAGGGCCUCCAAGUAUCCCCCCAGGACCCCCCAGUUUCCCCAGUAUCCCCCCAGUUCUCCCAGUAUCCCCUCAGGGACCCCAGUAUCCCCCCAGGUCCCCCCCAGUUUCCCCAGUAUCCCCCCAGUUCUCCCAGUAUCCCCUCAGGGCACCCCAGUAUCCCCCCAGCAUCCCCCCAGUUCUCCCAGCAUCCCCUCAGGGACCCCCCAGGACCCCCAAUUCCCUCAAUAUCCCCCCAGGACCCCCCCCAGCACCCCCCAGUCCCCCCAGUAUUCCCCCAGUUCUCCCAGUAUCCCCCCAGUGUCCCCCUGCGUGGCCUGGGGACCAGUGGGGGGCCCCCCCGGAUGCCUGGGUCCCCCCCCAGCCGCCUGGGUCCCCCCCCCGAUGCCUGGGUCCCCCCCCGGAUGCCUGGGCCCCCAUCCCAGCCGCCUGAGCCCCCCCGGGUGCAUGACCCCCCCCGCCAAGUGCGUGCCCCCCCCCCCGGCUGUGCCCCCCCCCCCCGGCGGGGUGCCGACGCCGCUGCCCCCCAGGUCUACGAGCAGCUCUACGACACCCUGGACAUCGCCGGCAGCGCCGAGAUCCGGGCCCACGCCACCGCCAAGGCGACGGUGGCGGCGUUUGCGGCCAGCGAGGGCCACGCGCACCCGCGGGUGGUGGAGCUGCCCAAGACGGACGAGGGUCUCGGCUUCAACAUCAUGGGGGGGAAGGAGCAGAACUCGCCCAUCUACAUCUCCCGCGUCAUCCCGGGGGGGGUGGCCGACCGGCACGGGGGGCUCAAGCGCGGCGACCAGCUGCUCAGCGUCAACGGCGUGGGCUCGGUGAAGCUGGUGGUGCGCUACACCCCGCGGGUGCUCGACGAGAUGGAGGCGCGCUUCGAGAAGCUGCGCACCGCCCGCCGCCGCCAGCACACCAGCUACGCGUCGUUGGAGUCGCGGGGGUAGGACACCCCCCCCCCCGCCGGACCCCCGGAAACCGGGACCCACCGCGACCCUGGAGACCCCCCCGGGGCCCCCCCCACCCAGGGGCCCCCCGACCCCCCCUCUGUAUAGCUGGAUUAUUUAUGCCCCCCCUGUACAGUAUUUAUUGCCCCUAUUUAAAGCUUGGCGUCUGCGGCAA
Dromaius novaehollandiae (emu) is the source of this 1219-nucleotide messenger RNA. Its product is annotated as protein lin-7 homolog B-like. Gene Ontology annotation, molecular function: L27 domain binding. The coding region runs from base 448 to 1044 and encodes 198 amino acids. Gene Ontology annotation, cellular component: MPP7-DLG1-LIN7 complex; basolateral plasma membrane; synapse. The transcript has 4 exons. The record is from RefSeq and is a predicted model, not a curated record. Gene Ontology annotation, biological process: protein localization to basolateral plasma membrane; maintenance of epithelial cell apical/basal polarity; neurotransmitter secretion. NCBI's taxonomy places the organism in Eukaryota, Metazoa, Chordata, Aves, Casuariiformes, Dromaiidae.